CCGCGAGGGAAGGUGGCGAGGUUGCGCUCGCGUGCGCCUCUUUCGUUGGUGAGCGGCAGCGCCGCCUUCAGAGCGCAGCGUCUCCUUCGCUUUAGGAAGAGGGAGGGAGGAAGAGAGUGAGAGAAAGGCAGGGACGCAAGAGAGAGAGAGAAGGGGGCUCCCUCCUCCUGUUGCUGCUGCUCGUGGACUUCUCUCUCUUCUUCCGCCCAUCCCUCCGCCAGCCAGGAUUAGCAACAGCCCCGAGGGCACCCGGAGUUCAGUUUACAGCGCGCACUUGGCUGGGAGCGCCUCCGAGAGGAGAAGGAAUCCGUGCGCCUUCGCCCUCGCCGCCUCGCAUCCCUCCCCAACCUGCUGCCGUCGUUUCUAUUACUAGAGACGAGACGAGGCUACUCUCCUCCUUCCUUCCUUCCUUCUCUUUCUCUCUCUCUCUCUCUGUCUUCCCUUCCCGACCAUGGAUUUAUCCCUGAGGUUAAUCAUUCUGUCCUGGCUCUACCUGGAGGCUUUAGGGGACUUCGACGGAAGGUGGCCCAGGCAAAUACUUUCCACGACUGGAUUGUGCCGUUUUGGAAGCAGAGUCGACUGCUGCUGGGGCUGGGCUCGCCACUCAUGGGGCCAAUGCCAACCUUUCUACAUCUUAAGGCAGAGAAUAGCCAGGAUAAGGUGCCAGCCCAAAGCUGUAUGUCAGCCUGGAUGUAAACAUGGGGAAUGCGUUGGACCAAACAAGUGCAAGUGUCAUCCAGGAUACACUGGGAAAACAUGCAAUCAAGAUCUCAAUGAGUGUGGUCUGAAACCAAGACCAUGCAAACACCGGUGCAUGAAUACCUAUGGCAGCUACAAGUGUUAUUGUCUGAAUGGAUACAUGCUUAUGCCAGAUGGAUCAUGUUCUAACGCUCUCUCAUGUUCCAUGGCAAACUGUCAGUACGGCUGUGAUGUCGUGAAAGGGGAGGUGCGGUGCCGUUGUCCUUCCCCAGGCUUGCAACUAGCUCCUGAUGGUAGAACUUGUGUAGAUGUGGAUGAAUGUGCUACUGGCAGAGUUACCUGUCCUCGAUUCAGGAAGUGCGUCAAUACCUUUGGAAGCUAUAUUUGCAAGUGCCAUAAAGGAUUUGAUUUGAUGUACAUUGGAGGCAAAUACCAGUGCUACGACAUAGAUGAAUGCUCACUCGGCCAAUAUCAGUGUGGGAGUUUUUCACAGUGUUACAAUACGCAGGGAUCUUACAAAUGCAAAUGUAAAGAAGGAUACAGAGGUGACGGAAUGAACUGCAUAACUUUCGAUAUUAUUGAAAAUGAGACGGGUUUUGGCUCAGCUGAGGCGCAUGGCAGAGGUGAACGGGAUCCUUUUAAUGUGCUUCUCUCUGAGAUGGCAUAUCAGAGGGAAAUGUGGGCUAUUCCCAAAGUUAUGAUUGAUCCAUCUGGCCCACAUACCGUAUUUAAGGGAAAUACAACCUUUCCUAAAGGCAGCGGUGGCAUGACAAAUAGGAUACCUGAAACUGGUGGCGUGAGGCAUCCCAUCAAACCACCGAAUGCUCCAGCUACAGCGAGGCCUCCUUUCAGGACAACAAUGAGACCCAGCCCAAAGCCAACCACGAGGCCGACACACAAACCAAUUACCAGGUUUGUACCCAAGCCUGCAACCACAAGGCCAGCUUUGAAGCCAGUGACAAGACUCCCACCAGUCACAAGGCCCCCGACACCACCUCCAACUCCGCCUAAGCCUGUAACGACAAAAACACCACGACUCACAACUAAAGAGCCGCUGCACUUUCCUAGUGAAACCACAGCUCCGCAGGGAUUCACAGUUGACAACAGGAUACCAAUCGAUCCUCAGAAACCGCGAGGAGAUGUCUUUAUUCCACGCCAGCCUGGAGUGAGCAAUAAUCUCUUUGAAACAUUUGAAAUUGAAAGAGGGAUUAGUGCCGAUGACGACGAAGCGAACGAUGAUCCAGGUGUUCUGGUUCACAGCUGUAACUUUGACGGUGGUCUGUGUGGGUGGAUGAAGGAGAAAGACGAUGAUUUGCACUGGGAACCUGUGAAAGAUGCCUCAGGUAUUGCUUGAUUUCCUUGGAUUUAGUUGAAGCCUAUUUUAUCACCAAAGUCUGAGGGGCAAGAAACAAGCAAUCUGAACAGCCACACAGUUGUGUAGUUAGGUAAUUUUCUACUCCAGACUUAAAGAUUUUAUGGAGAGGAGAUAAUGUGUGGGGCCGAUUCCAGGUUAUUUUGGGGGGACUCUUUAGUAGGAAUUGACAGGUGUCAAUUUCUUUUUCUCUCAGUUUCUCAUUUUUUCUAGUCUUAAGUUUGCUUUACCACAUUUCAUGGAAUUUCCUUAUGACAAUUCACCACAAUUUUAGUGUGCAUUUCUCCUAAGUUAAUACUCAGGAUAUUUAAGCCCAGAAAUAUGUGGGUCUCUCACCUAUUUGUUGCUACAAGCAGCUAGACAUUCACAGUAACUGGUGUCUCUGACAUACAGGACACAUCUAGCCAGUUCAAUAAUGCUUAAAAGAGUAUCAUGUUUCAAAACAGGAUGUUCUUUGGGAUAGACAUCUGUAUGGGAAACUCUGCAUGUGUAUGUAUAAGACUUGCUUACAUGCAUGGAUCUCUCUUGUUGGAUCAGGGCAAUUGUUUUGUAUGUUUGAUUGUUUUUUUCUAUUACCACUUUCAUAUAAAAACUAUGUAUCCUGUCAUGAACUCCACCCCCAACUUUGAAACACUUAAUAAAAUGAGAUCAAAAUAAAGAAAUCCACAUUAAUGUUUAUGUGGCACGAAGACUCAUUCAGCAGAGUUUUGACUUCUUGCAUGAAAGGCCCCAUGAAAUAAGUGAUUGAUACUACAUGCUUUUUAAUUUUGGCUCUUCUGAGUGGUGCCAGUCUUCUGGUUUUCAUUUAGCAGCUGAUGACUUUUGAACAGAUAAUAUCCCAGAGAGGAAGAGGUGCAUGAAUGACUUCAAAUGAAUCCCACAUGCUUGGCAGCAAGGGAAUGGACACUAGGGAGUACUGGGGUCUUAUUCCAUGUUUAUUGGGUUUGGGGCAAUUUUUACAAAUAUGGACAUGCUGUUUUUUUAAAAAAAUAAUAAUGGGUGGGAAUCCAAGGCUGUAAUCAUAUGCACAUUUACUAGGGAGCAAGUCUUAGAGAACUAAGUGAAUCUCCCAUGAUGAGUUGUAGACAGUAAGUUCAGGCCAUACAUCCAAGCAACUGAUAUAUGAACAAUCUGAGUUAAGCAAGGGAGGAUUGUCUAGUAAGUCUUAGAUUAUUAACACUG
This is a messenger RNA of Podarcis raffonei (Aeolian wall lizard), 3253 nucleotides long. RefSeq names its product nephronectin (gene NPNT). The transcript is spliced from 13 exons. Gene Ontology annotation, cellular component: membrane. The coding region runs from base 452 to 2053 and encodes 533 amino acids. NCBI's taxonomy places the organism in Eukaryota, Metazoa, Chordata, Lepidosauria, Squamata, Lacertidae. Gene Ontology annotation, molecular function: calcium ion binding. The record is from RefSeq and is a predicted model, not a curated record.